Myzus persicae (green peach aphid) is the source of this 1818-nucleotide messenger RNA. Its product is annotated as vesicular glutamate transporter 1-like. Lineage: Eukaryota; Metazoa; Arthropoda; Insecta; Hemiptera; Aphididae. Gene Ontology annotation, molecular function: transmembrane transporter activity. Gene Ontology annotation, biological process: transmembrane transport; monoatomic anion transport. Bases 328 to 1716 code for a protein of 462 amino acids. Gene Ontology annotation, cellular component: plasma membrane. The record is from RefSeq and is a predicted model, not a curated record. The transcript is spliced from 7 exons.
UAUUAUAAUUUUUAAAAAUUAAGAUUUUAUUGGUAACAGUUAAAUAUAAUCUCUGUAUUCAAUAAGAUAUAAUUUGUUUCAUUACUUUGUCUCUAAUGCUUGGUUCAUAAACUUAAAUUAAAAUUCGUCAGAAUUCGCCCGCACUCGGUAUAUGAAAUAUUAUAUAGGAAUUAUAUUUUGUUAUAAAAAUAAUAAUUUAAUAAAACCUAUAUGUUAUUUAUUUAAAAAAAUGAAAUAUACACACCUAAUCCAUAGUAACAUAUUCCAAUAGCCACAGAUAAAACGAUUGGGGUAGAAACUGAUAUAAAACGAACAAUAUUAUGGUACAUGACUUUUUGGGGUUUCGGCAUGAAUUUCAUGCUACGAAUGAAUCUCAAUAUAGCAAUAGUGUCUAUGGUUCGACCAAUAACUGUGAAAGACGGAUUACAAAGUGAAUACUAUGAAAACAAUAGCCUUUUGCAGAAUACAUCAUAUUUGAGUGGCACUAACAUAGAUAAUGGCAAUGUUUUCCAGUGGGAUGAACACCAACAAAAUAUGGCUAAAGGUUCAUUUUUUUGGUUACAUAUGGUGUUACAAAUUCCUGGUGGCUUAUUAGCACAAAAAUUCGGCGCAAAAUCCAUAUUUGGCUAUAGUAACGGCUUAGUUGCUCUCCUGACUUGUGUGAUACCACUGUCGGCAAAACUUAAUUUCAAUGCUUUGAUUUUAAUACGAGUUUUUCAAGGUCUCAUAGCUGGAUUAGCAUGGCCAUCGAUGCAGGCGAUGACGGGUAAAUGGAUACCACCUCACGAAAGAAGCCGUUUCGUGUCAGCAUACUUAGGUACAUCUGUUGGAACGGCUGUGACUUACAUGGUAUGUGGUUACUUAAUGGAUUGGCUGGGUUGGGAGAGUGUAUUUUACAUAACGGGAGCAAUUGGUUUGGUGUGGCAUUUAUGUUGGACUUAUCUAGUAUAUGAUUCACCAAGAUUACAUCCGACUAUAACCGAGAAAGAAGUAAAAUAUAUAGAAAACAGUCUAGGCAACUCUAUCGUAAAAAAUGUUUCCUCUUCAACACCUUGGAAAUCAAUUAUGACGUCUUUGCCUUUAAUGGUGAACAUCAUUUCGCAAAUUGGUUAUAACUGGGGAAUGUACACAAUAUCCCUCCAAGCACCAACGUAUUUCAAAUUUGUGUUGGGUUUUAACUUGAAACAGACAGGUAUAUGGUCUGGUGUACCACAUUUGUUUUUAUGGCCAUUUGCAUUUAGUUUUGGUUGUUUAUGUGAUCAUUUAAUCCAAGCUAAGACAAUGUCCAUAACGAACGUUCGCAAACUGGCAUGCGUUUUCAGCAACAUAGUCCAUGGCCUGUUUAUUUUGACGUUUGCAUAUUCUGGGUGUAACGAAACCUUUGUCAUAUUUAAUUUGGUAUGCGCCGUGGUCGUGAGUGGUGCCAUUUCUUCGGGUGCACUUCCAGGAAUUGUGGAUCUAGCUCCAAAUUUCGCGGGAGUGUUACAAGGCAUAAAUGGAACAAUUGUGAUAUUUUGCAUUAGUAUUUCACCAUACAUUGUGGGAUUGAUCACAUAUCAACAGCAAACCAUAGAACAAUGGAAAAAAGUAUUUAUUGUAUCGGCAGCAUUUUGUUCAUUAACAGGAAUUGCAUUUUUGAUUUUUGGAAGUUCUAAAUUACAAAAAUGGAAUAAUGAGGAGCAGAAAGAUGUAAAGGAAAUUCAACCUAUAGUGUAAGAACUAUAAUAACUAAAAAACUACUUAAUGUCUUAAUGUACCUACCUAUACGGCUGUACAUUAUGGAUAUAACAUUUAUAAUUGAUUAUAUUUUAAUUCUGA